Candidozyma duobushaemuli is the source of this 1611-nucleotide messenger RNA. RefSeq lists its product as uncharacterized. The coding region runs from base 1 to 1611 and encodes 536 amino acids. The transcript has a single exon. Gene Ontology annotation, molecular function: nucleobase transmembrane transporter activity. Gene Ontology annotation, cellular component: plasma membrane. The record is from RefSeq and is a predicted model, not a curated record. NCBI's taxonomy places the organism in Eukaryota, Fungi, Ascomycota, Pichiomycetes, Serinales, Metschnikowiaceae. Gene Ontology annotation, biological process: transmembrane transport; nucleobase transport.
AUGGCUAAGUGGAGACAGCUUCAGAAAUGGAUUGAGGUGCCGUCGGAGGAAAAUGAGGAGAUCUCCUUCUUGGUGAAUCCAGAUCUCAAACCGGUCCCUUCAGAGAAGCAGACCUGGGGUUUCUUUUCGUUUUUUGGUUAUUGGGGUGUACCAAAUGCCACUAUAUGGACCUGGAGCACUGGCGGUGCCUUGGUAGCCGUUGGACUCACCCUUCCAUACAUCAUGGGUGCAAUCACAGUGUCCAAUGUGAUCAUUAUCAUUUACACAUGCCUCAACUCGCUUCCCGGAACAAAGUAUCACAUCGGGUACCCUCUAUCUCAAAGGAUGCUCUUUGGCAUUAAGGGGUCCUUUAUUGGCAUCAUCGUCCGUAUUGUUCUUGCCAUCGUGUUUUUUGGUGCCCAAUCCUGGUUAGGUGGAUGUCUGAUAUCCCUCAUAAUAUCCGGACUCAGCAAGAGCUAUCUAGAUAUGCCCAUGACGUUUCCAGAAAGCGUGCAGAUGAAACUUCGAGACUUCAUUGGAUUCGUGAUUUUCCUGUUCAUCCAAGCUUGCAUGCUAGUCAUGAAGCCAGAGCUGUUCAACAAGUUGUUGAUCUCGUCCUGCGGCUUCACCAUGAUCUGUUUCAUCGCUAUGUUGGCUCUCUGCAUAACUCACAAUGGUGGAUCAGCGGGAAUGAUAAAUCAGGAUGUGGAUCUUUCCGGAGAUGAGCGGGGCUGGGCCUGGCUAUACGCCAUGUCGAUUUGGUAUGGCGCUAUUUCUCCAGAAGUGCUAAACCACAAUGAUUUUUCUCGUUUCGCCAACUCUCCUACAAAAAUGUGUUGCGGCGUAGCGUCUGCCAUCAUGAUCACUGGAACGUUUGUCCCCUUGGCAGGACUUCUAUGCGCUUCACUGACGUUGCAGCUGUACGAUAAGAUGUUCUGGUUGCCCACAACCAUUUGCCUCAGGUGGAUGCAUAUCGAUUACAACGCUUCAAACAGAGCUAUGGCUGUGAUAUUUGGUAUUGCCUUUACCCUCUCACAGCUUUCAUUCAACAUAGUCGCCAACGGUAUUGCAGGUGGUAUGGAAAUGGCUGGUCUACUUCCAAAGUACAUCAACAUCCGUCGAGGCGCAUACAUAACAGCCCUUCUAUCAUGGGCUGUACAGCCAUGGAAGUUUUUCUGGGACUCAUCUACCUUUCUAGAUAUGAUGAGCUCCUUUGGAGUGGUUGCCACUCCACUCAUUGCCCUUCAAAUAGCCGACUUCAUGAUCAUCAGACGCUCUAUUCUCCCUGUGGAUGAUCUCUACUGUGCACACAAAAGCGGAACCUUCUAUUAUACUAAGGGAUUCAAUAUCAGGGCAAUUGUGGUGUGGUUUGUCUCCGUGGUCCCGAGUAUUCCUGGUCUAAUAAGCGUGGAGUCCGAAUCCGUUGAUAGAGUACCGCAAGGGCUCGAAAACUUUUAUUACGGCAAUAUUUUGUUCGCCUUCGUUAUUCCAUUCGUCUUGUACGUGGCGGUCUGCUGGAUAUGGCCGCCUCAAAAACUCCUGGGUAUUGAAGACGAAGGCUUCAACACGGAUUUUGAGGUUGUGAAUUUCAGAGCCGAAUCUAUGUCUCCGAAGGGAGAUAUAAUGGAGUAA